Messenger RNA from Dracunculus medinensis (Guinea worm), 921 nucleotides. Lineage: Eukaryota; Metazoa; Nematoda; Chromadorea; Rhabditida; Dracunculidae. The record is from the annotation of a GenBank genome assembly.
AUGAUAGGCGAAAAAAGCGAGAAACAAAAGUUGAGUCGAAUUGAAAUGAUGGAAUGCGCAUUUCUUGAUCCUAUUGAUUAUGAUAAGCGAGUAAUUCUAGGCAAAUGCCCUAAAACUCCAGAUAAAAAAUUCGUUGAAUCGCAUUUGCCAGAUUUCCUACGACAAAAAAUAAAGAAAUUAGAUAAGAAAAGAAUAUCAAAACAUAGUUCAGCAAAACGGCGACUUUUAAAAGCUGUUUUCAUUGGAAAGAAAUCAUUUUAUGCAGUAGAGCUGCGGAAUAUUAACGUUAAUUUGGAAUUAAUAGAAGGACUGUAUUUGAUUUUACGAUGUUCAGCCGUAAGCGAUCAGAAAAAUGCAAAAGAAAAGAUGGAAUGGUUUAUUAAUGGUAUUAAAUUAACUUCUCAGUUAAACUGGAGAAUAAAUAUCAAUUCGGAGAAUGAGCUUGUGAUUUGGCCCUUACUUUCUGGUUUGGAUGACGGAAAAUAUGAAUGUUAUGAAGAUCAUGAAUCAAAAGGAGCUGUUUCACUGCAUAUAAUUAGUGUUAAAGCUAAUAUUUUUUUUCAUCGAAUGCAAUUUCUCAUUCAAAGCAUCAUUCAAAAUUCAAAAUUCCACAAAUGAUUAAACAAGUCCCAAAUUCUUCAUAUUGAACUUAAUGACCCAAUUGUAGAGUUCUACGAAUAUUUGCUUGAUUUGCGAUUAAAUGAAGUAAAGGAACACAUUGGUAAGACAUUUUAUCAGAAUAAUCAUGAAGCGCAAAAAAGUAUAUUUCAAAGCCUCAUGAUUAAUGCUACAUGUCACGAGGAAACAGAGAAACGACUAAGAAACAAUCGACAUUCUGUAAUGACAAUAAUUGAAAUGUGUGAAACUAGUAGUGAAAAACGUUUUGAAGAAAUUCAAGUGGUGCAAGCUCGCCCAUUAUGA